Messenger RNA from Cyphomyrmex costatus, 682 nucleotides. It is a transcript of the gene RpII15, whose product is annotated as RNA polymerase II subunit RpII15. Gene Ontology annotation, biological process: transcription-coupled nucleotide-excision repair; transcription initiation at RNA polymerase II promoter; DNA-templated transcription. Lineage: Eukaryota; Metazoa; Arthropoda; Insecta; Hymenoptera; Formicidae. The record is from RefSeq and is a predicted model, not a curated record. Gene Ontology annotation, cellular component: RNA polymerase II, core complex. The transcript has 3 exons. Gene Ontology annotation, molecular function: zinc ion binding; nucleic acid binding; DNA-directed RNA polymerase activity. The coding region runs from base 88 to 480 and encodes 130 amino acids.
UCAAUUGACUGCGUUCGAAUUGCCGGCGAUCUCGAUAUAUUCCAGGGUAAACGGAUACUCCAAUUAAAAUCAACUUGGCGCGUAGUUAUGUCGAAGAUAACAGGUUACGACACGCACGAUGACGGUCCAGGAUUCGUGGGCAUCAGAUUUUGCCAGGAAUGUAAUAACAUGUUGUAUCCGAAAGAGGAUAAAGAGAACAAAGUACUCAUGUACGCGUGCAGAAAUUGCGAUUUUAAGCAACUGGCGGACAGCAAUUGCAUCUACGUGAACAAGAUCAUGCACGAGAUAGAUGAAUUAACUCACAUCGUCGCCGAUGUGAUAUCGGAUCCUACAUUGCCGAGAACAGAGGAACAUCCAUGCCCAAAGUGCAAUCACAGAGAAGCCGUAUUUUUCCAGGCGCAAACUAGACGGGCUGAAGAGGAAAUGAGAUUGUAUUAUGUAUGUACGAAUCAGCACUGCUCUCACAGAUGGACGGAGUGAAACUCAUAUGGCAUACGAACGUCCGGUGUACCUUUAUUCUUCUACUUGCUAUUUGUAACUUAUAGUUCUUGUAAUCUUGUAAAUUGUACAAAGUUGUGUAUGUGUUGUGCUCAGAGGGGAUGCAUUGUAAUGAGUAAAACAUGAAUAAAAAUUAUACAUAAUAAAAGUAAUGAAGAGAAAGAACGUUCGUGCACAAGGGGAU